Messenger RNA from Rhizopus microsporus ATCC 52813, 1154 nucleotides. RefSeq lists its product as uncharacterized. Gene Ontology annotation, cellular component: cytoplasm. The coding region runs from base 46 to 885 and encodes 279 amino acids. Gene Ontology annotation, molecular function: oxidoreductase activity, acting on a sulfur group of donors, disulfide as acceptor. Lineage: Eukaryota; Fungi; Mucoromycota; Mucoromycetes; Mucorales; Rhizopodaceae. The record is from RefSeq and is a predicted model, not a curated record. The transcript has 5 exons.
GUACAUUUCUUUUUUUGGUUUUUCUUUUUAUUAUUUUAUUACUAAAUGACUAGUUUUAAAGAACUGAAGCAAAGACUAUUUCACCCAUAUUAUAUUAUUCAUUUUCUAUAUGGAAGUUGUUAUGUUGUCAUUCGACUAAUUCAAUUAUGGAAGACACAAUCUAUUAACCUACAAGAAACUGAAGCCAAGGCAUUCUUAUUGCUCACAUUUUUGAUUAUUUGGAAAUGUAUUAUAUCCAUAUCUGCAGAAGAGUUAUCGAGUGUUAUCAUUUUAUACACAAAGUUUUUUACUCUCUGUAGUCUAUUUUGGAGAAUUGGAUUUUGGACAUCUUUCUUUUACAUUGUUGGCUGGAUAGUCUUUUCUACACUUUUUCCACAGCCUUGGUACAGAGGGCCUAGUGAAGUUGCCGACUUGACUGAGAGUUCGUUCCGAGAGAAUGUGCUUUUGAAGAAAUCAAACACAUCCAAGAUUACAGAGAUCAAUCCAGACGAUGACACCAAGUAUUGGAUUGUAAUGCUCUAUGCUAAUUGGUCAGUGGCCUGUUUAAAUUUUGAAGCAGUCUUUGCCAAGCUUUCAUUAGAGUAUAAGGAUGUACCACAUUUAAAGUUUGCAAAGGUCGAUAUUGAUGUAUACUCUGAUUUGGCAGAGGAAUUUGGAGUGAGCAAGGAUCCAGCCUCAUUUGAUCUGCCUACACUCAUCUUAUUUCAUCAAGGCAAAGAGAUCAGACGACUUCCCGAGCUGACAGUGACAAAGGAAGGAGAGACAACGUCUAGAACAGAUGCAGCAAAGAAUACAAUCACUCGUUUAGGAUGGAGCAAAAAGCCUGCAACCAUUGUCCAAUCAUUUUACUUGGAAGAAAUCAAGCAUGAAAAAAAGCAUCAGUAACCAAACUGCAGUAGAAAGGAACUCAUUACGUAAUAAAAGAACCCUUACUUUCUGCAUAUGUCAUGUUGAUGUUUUCCUUUGAUUCUUUAAAAAGCAUCAUUCACAGGCUUAGAUAAGGAGAUGUUUUAAAUAAUUUAUGCUUUCUUGUAGAUUGGCUGCGCGUCAUAGUCGGGUUUGAAAAGAAAGAGAGGGAGGGGGGAAAGCAAUGAAAAAUAAGGGAAACUGAAAUAUUUCAGAUUAAGACUGUAAUCAUCAUGAAUGCCAGUUUA